CGGUUUGAGUGGCGCAGGGACUCGGCUGCAGCGAUGCCGGAGAAUGUGAAUGUGAAGCCCGAGGCGGCCGAAGGCCUGGGUCGGCUCCGCUCCUACCACAGCCGGGAGCGCUCGGUUGUCACCUUCUGUAACUGCACAGGCCGCAGUGUCCGGCCCGUCUGGAUCAACUACCGUGGAGAACCCGUCCCGUACGCCAAGAUGGCGGCACAGAGCGGCCGCAGGAUGAACACCUUCUUGGGUCACCCCUGGAUGUUCCGUGAUGCAGUUUCUGAUGACCGGCUUCUUGUCAAUGGGCACGAAGUCUUUGUACCACCCCCUGGGCAGGUUAAUGAAGUUGGACAACCUCGCUACAUCAUGGUUAACAUCACCAUACCAGUUUACACAUUAAAGGAGAGGUGUCUGCAAGUGGUGCGGAGUCUUGUGAAGCGGGAGGAUUACAGAAACCUGGAGAUUGUUGGAUCGCUUUACGAUGACCUGGAGGAUCAGCCACAGGUUCUGAAAGAUCUUCAGCGGCUUCAGCGACAGCUGGCUGAAACAGAGGAGACCCUAGAAGCCGAUUAACCUUGGGUUCCUUCGAGCUACCUCUGUUUUCUGUUGCCUCUCCCCGUUUCUCCCCCCUCCUCUCACCAAAUCGAGACUUGUAUAUUAUAUAAAGCCAAGCUGCAAGUGCCCUGGUCAAAAUACAGGAGUAGAAUGGACCACAUCAGUCAUUUAAAAUGUGGCGAAUGAACAGAGACUGCCCAGUGCGAUUGCGGCGUAGAGCUGUGAAAAAGACUUCCUUCUGGUCAUCUAAAUACUUAGACAUUUAUUGUGCUGUAAAUUUUAAAUUUUUCUUCAUCUUUCUCUUGGACCAAACAAUUUGUUUUUUCAAAUCACUGAAGUACUAUAAUGAUCCCCUCCUUGUAUCCCAAGGUAGUUCUGCAGGUGAAUACAGCACUUGGUAUGUUACUGGCCUGUAUGGGCAACAAGGUGCCAGACUCCAGGUGGUUGGUUUGCUAAUCUCAACAUUGGAUAAUAGUCGGAGCGCUGCAGUUAACCCUAGUUACCAGUGAACUACAGAAAGAGGAGAUGCAGAGUCAGUUGGCGAUCCUGGGUUGACUAGUGCGGGGGGCAAGUGGCCUAAGACUCAAGCAGUGGUCCCUGAAAGCCAACUUGCAGUUUAUUCCAUAAAGAGGACAAAACUGGUGCAGGUGCACUGGGCAAUGAGAAAAAUUGUUAGAUUGUGGUACUCGCUACCAAGUGGGAGUAGUUCAGGUGAAUAGCAUAGAUGAAAUUAAGGGGAAGCGAGAUAAGUACAUGCUGGAUGUGCUGAGAGGGUUAGCUACAUCAGUAGCAGAGUUAGGUCCUUCUGGUGGUUCAUCCAGCUAUGGGGGAAUAUUUAAUGCCAUUUGGUUUUGUAGUUUUCUGGGCUUCACUGUCAUUCGACAUGAAGGAGAUUAUAUUGGCUGAGCAGUCUGGUGAAUUCCCUAUUGGACUUAUUGGUGAUGAUCUUUUGUUUAUAACUCUAGUUCUGGUCUCCUUUAGAAUUACUCCAAGUGCGGUCUAACUAUGUUCUAUACAGGUUUGAUAUACCUUUCCUACUUUUCAAUUCGAUCCCUCUGGAAGUGAACCCCAGUGCUAUAUUUAAAUGGCUAUUAACCUGCAUCAUUACUUUUAGCGAUUUGUGAUUCUGUACUUCCAGAUUGCUCUGUUCCUUUACUCCAUUUAGACACUUACUUUCCAAUGAAUACGUUUAUUUCUUUAUUUUUCCAUCAAAACGUACCACUUCACACUUAUCUAUAUUGAAGUUAAUUUGCCAGUUACACACCUAUUUUGAAGGUUAUUAAUGUCUCCCUAUAUUUUGUUAGACUUUCUCUCUUCAGAUCCAACACACCCGCCCCCACCACACACACACACACACACACACACACACACAAACACAGACACACACAAUUUGGUAUUGUCUGCCAAUUUUUAAAUUGUACUUCUGAUUCAAGUCCAAGUCAUUUCUGUAAAUUGUGAAAAAUGUGGUGCAGCACCACUUCCCACCUUUUGCCUUGUUGUGGCUUAUGAGGUUUAUUUUCCAUUGCCCCACCAGUACUUUUGCAAUAAGUGGCUGUUCUUCAUAUGUUAGCCCAGACAGUGUUAGCAAGAUAUUCAACCAUGGAUGCCAUCACUGAUCUGUGGCGCUCAGGUCAGUACUAACACCCCUGCUGAGAUGAUCAAUUAUUAAGUCUAACUAAAGUGGAACCACCGUCUUCAUAACGCAAGCCUUGCCAUGAAUUUCCAGCAGAAUUUUUGGUACCAUCUCAUUAUAUCUAUUUUAGAUGACUGCACCUGUCACAUCUGAAGGCUGAACCCUUGUAUAUAUUUUGUAUGUAAUAUCUGAACAAUUAUUAAAUGUGUGUUAUACACA
Molecule: messenger RNA, 2395 nt
Organism: Carcharodon carcharias (great white shark)
Lineage: Eukaryota; Metazoa; Chordata; Chondrichthyes; Lamniformes; Lamnidae
Gene: vhl
Product: von Hippel-Lindau tumor suppressor
Exons: 3
Coding region: 34-561 (175 amino acids)
Source: RefSeq, a predicted model, not a curated record